UCCGUCUCUGCAAACAGGGUCGGAGUGAGACCUCCUGCUCCCGGUGCCGCGGAAACACGGUCGGAGUGAGACCUCCUGCUCCCGGUGCCGUGGAAACAGGGUCGGAGUGAGACCUCCCGCUCCCGGUGCCGUGAAACAGGGUCGGAGUGAGACCUCCCGCUCCCGGUGCCGUGGAAACAGGGUCGGAGUGAGACCUCCCGCUCCCGGUGCCGUGAAACAGAGUCGGAGUGAGACCUCCUGCUCCCGGUGCCGUGGAAACAGGGUCGGAGUGAGACCUCCCGCUCCCGGUGCCGUGAAACAGAGUCGGAGUGAGACCUCCUGCUCCCGGUGCCGCGGAAACAGGGUCGGAGUGAGACCUCCCGCUCCCGGUGCCGUGAAACAGAGUCGGAGUGAGACCUCCUGCUCCCGGUGCCGUGGAAACAGGGUCGGAGUGAGACCUCCUGCUCCCGGUGCUCUGACAGCUGUGUGUGUUACGGAAGACAUUUUGAGCUGUCGGUGCGGUCCGUUUAUCCGUGAGUGUCGGCCUGAAUCCGGGACUGGAUUCUUGGAGAGUCGGUCUCCGGACGGAGCAGCGAACAGACCGAAUUUAACGGAAGAAGAAGAAAAAAACGCCCAUAGUUUAACCGGCGUAUGUGUAGCAAAGCUAGCUAGCUUAGCCAGCCACCAAAGCUAUCCGAGUCCUAGAUGCUAGUUAGUUAGCCUUACCUAGCUUCCUCCUCCUCCUCCUUCACCUCCUCCUCCUCCUCCUCCUCCUCCUCGACAGCCGGUCCCUUCUCCGCAGACACAAUGGCUUUAAAACGAAUUUCUAAGGAGUUGACCGAUCUGUCCAGAGAUCCUCCGGCUCAGUGCUCAGCUGGACCGGUUGGUGAAGACAUGUUUCAUUGGCAGGCGACUAUUAUGGGGCCUCCCGACAGUCCCUACCAGGGCGGCGUCUUCUUCCUCACCAUCCAUUUCCCCACAGAUUAUCCCUUCAAACCCCCCAAGGUCGCGUUCACAACAAGAAUCUAUCACCCAAAUAUUAACAGUAACGGCAGCAUCUGCUUGGAUAUAUUGAGAUCACAGUGGUCUCCAGCAUUAACCAUCUCUAAAGUCCUUUUGUCCAUUUGUUCUCUGUUAUGUGACCCGAACCCUGAUGACCCGUUAGUGCCAGAGAUCGCUCGUAUCUACAAAACAGACCCCGUACGGUACAACAGACUAGCCCGAGAGUGGACAGAGAAGUAUGCCAUGCUGUGAGGGUACAACAAGACAGCUCAGGACUGGACUCAGAAAUACGCCAUGUGACCCGCCUCCUGUUUCACUUUGCCCCAAGGCCACGCCCCUUAUCCCUUACCCCACCUGUUCCCAUGGCCACGGCCACGCCCCCUCACUCUCACACCUGUCCCGAGGCCACACCUCCUCUCUCAUCCACCUCCUCUUGGCCACGCCCCCUGUCUCUUUUAAAGCUUUUAAAUUCUGGGUUUUCUUGUGAAGGACUCUGAGCUGUGAAUGUGCCAACCGCAAAUCAAACGAAGCCGAGUGGACGGUGAGGAGAGACCAGGUCUAAUGCAUGUCCCUGAUUGGUCCACGUUUAAAAGGCUUCUUCUUCUUGUCUUGGUUUCUUCUUCUUCUUCUUUUGGUUUUGUUUGUUUUUAGCCGAGAGCCGUUAGUUCAUCCUUCAUCCAACACUGUUCUCCUCUUUUUGCACUGGAAAAGAAACGAAGCUCAACGGCUGAUCGAUCAACUAAAAGCUCUGUGAUGUUUUUCUCAAUAAAGUUGAACAAACUGCA
Messenger RNA from Mugil cephalus (flathead mullet), 1766 nucleotides. RefSeq names its product ubiquitin-conjugating enzyme E2 2-like. Gene Ontology annotation, cellular component: nucleus. The coding region runs from base 787 to 1233 and encodes 148 amino acids. Gene Ontology annotation, biological process: ubiquitin-dependent protein catabolic process; protein polyubiquitination. NCBI's taxonomy places the organism in Eukaryota, Metazoa, Chordata, Actinopteri, Mugiliformes, Mugilidae. The record is from RefSeq and is a predicted model, not a curated record. The transcript has 8 exons. Gene Ontology annotation, molecular function: ubiquitin conjugating enzyme activity.